GGUCAUGUCCGAAGUGUGACCGUCAAAAACAAGCUCGACUGCUUCGUCUGCUACCGUUUUGUUUACUUUUUUCAUCGGCUCAUAACAGACAAUAAGACGGCCCGACGCGUAGAAGCCGAACAAAGAACGACGAUGGCGUCCUCCGUUUGGAUCUUCGCUUUACCUUGUUGAUUGUUCUUAGUGAGAUCCCUCCGAGAGAGAUAAAGGGGGAUGGAAUCUCCGCCGGAAGACGAUUUCUGCUCCAUCUGCCAUGAUAACUUCACCCUCCCAUGCCAAGCCAAUUGCUCCCAUUGGUUCUGCGGGCAUUGUAUUCUGCGCGUGUGGCAUCAUGGAUCUGCCCUUCAGCCAUGCAAGUGUCCUAUUUGCCGUCGUUUCAUAACUUUGCUAAUACCUGCUGAUGCUGCUGUACAAGAGCGCCAGGACACAGGAGCUAGUCAAGUCCUUGAAAACAUUGAGAAAUACAACCGUAAGUUUGGUGGAGGCCCAUCCAGUAUUAUACAGAGGUUAAGGGAUCUUCCAUUCUUCAUGCGAAGGCUGUUAAGAGAACUGAUAGAUACGCAAAGGUCACUACUGCCCCUUGUCCUCAGGGCGCGAAUAUUUUUUGCUAUGGCAGUAAGCGCAAUAUAUGUGCUGAGUCCAGUGGACAUUCUCCCAGAAGGAGUAUUUGGAUUUGUUGGUCUUCUGGAUGAUCUCAUUGUCUUGCUGGUUGUUAUCCUCCAUCUUGCUACAAUAUAUCGAUCGGUACUUGUUUAUCGCCAUGGAGGUUAUUGAAUGGCCAUCUCUGGCCAAUUUAUACGCAUCCAGUAGAACUUAUUGCAAGUUUUCUCUUGGGAUUCACAUAAUUCAUUUCAGCACAGCAAUUCGUCUCUGAAAGUUCAUUCACCUUUUAUCUAUCUGGUAGCUAUCCUCUGCAGUUUCCUAGUAUGUUAUUACCACAUGUAAAAGUGUACUUGCAACGGGAAUUGUCAUGUAAAUAUUUAGUACAGAUAUUGUGUUACUUCUUUUGUUCCUAGUAUGUGGCAUUCUCUAUAAAGUUGCAGGCCUUGAUGUGGAAA
This is a messenger RNA of Musa acuminata subsp. malaccensis (wild Malaysian banana), 1055 nucleotides long. RefSeq lists its product as uncharacterized. Gene Ontology annotation, molecular function: ubiquitin protein ligase activity. The record is from RefSeq and is a predicted model, not a curated record. Lineage: Eukaryota; Viridiplantae; Streptophyta; Magnoliopsida; Zingiberales; Musaceae.